This is a messenger RNA of Tripterygium wilfordii, 453 nucleotides long. Its product is annotated as probable carboxylesterase 120. The transcript has a single exon. Bases 1 to 453 code for a protein of 150 amino acids. The record is from RefSeq and is a predicted model, not a curated record. NCBI's taxonomy places the organism in Eukaryota, Viridiplantae, Streptophyta, Magnoliopsida, Celastrales, Celastraceae.
AUGAAUUCUUCAUCUUCCCAAAAUCGCACAGAUGAAGACAAUUCCGCACAACUCAAUCAAACGCUUUCCAUCGACGAUCCUUAUGAUCUUUUCGACUUAACACGACAUCCUGAUGGCACUGUCACUCGUAAACCAAGGAGGCAUAAGAUGCCAAUUGGAGCUGAUCGAGAUCACGAGUACUGCAAUCCGAUGGUAGGGGAUGGACCAAAGUUGUUGGAGAAGAUCAAGUUAUUGGGUUGGAAGGUGUUGCUGUCUACUUGCGACGGAGAUUGGGCGGUUGACCGACAAAUUCAACUAGCAAACAUGAUGGAAGAAAAGGGUAUCAGAGUGGAGAGAAGGAUCGUUAUUGGAGAUUAUCAUGGUGACGAAGCCACAGAAUUACCUAAGCAGCAAAAACUGAUUAUUGCCUUAAAAGAUUUCAUAUUUUCUUCAAUUGCCCAAUUUCCUAGUUGA